AUGUCAAGAAGCUCCUCUCGAAUCUUCUGCCUCAGCUGUUCCGCUGUUCCAAGUGUACUCCGAAGAUCUUAUUCAAUCACUUCCACAACCACAAUGUCCUCCAAGGUCUCCGCAUCUGUUGCCAAGGCACACGACUUCAUCGAUUUCCUUAAUGCCUCCCCUACCCCUUACCAUGCUGUUCAUUCCGCUAUCCAGCGCCUCCUUCAAGCUGGGUUCGAAGAGAUCAAGGAGCGGGAUAGCUGGUCUUCCACUCUUAAGCCCGGCGGCAAAUACUACCUCACACGAAACGGAUCAUCAAUAGUUGCAUUUGGCAUUGGCAAAAACUGGAAGUCUGGCAAUCCAAUUGCCAUGAUUGGAGCGCACACAGAUUCUCCUUGCCUCCGCAUUAAGCCUGUGAGCAAGAAGACCGGGGCUGGGUUCAUACAAGUCGGAGUAGAGACAUAUGGUGGGGGGAUUUGGCAUACAUGGUUUGAUCGAGAUCUGAGCAUUGCAGGAAGAGCUAUGGUUAAGGAUGGCAAGGGUAAUUACGUCCAGAAGCUUGUGAAAGUGGACAGGCCCAUUCUUCGGAUCCCUACGCUAGCCAUCCAUCUCGAUCGGUCUUCCGUCUUCGACCCUAACAAGGAGACUGAGCUGUUCCCAAUUGCAGGCCUCGUGGCGGCUGAACUCAACAGAACGGGCGCGAAAGAGGCUGUUGAUGAAAAGACAUCAGAUAGCGAGCAGGAAUUCCGGCCCCUCGAGGCCCUUUCAGAUCGUCAUCACCCAUAUGUUGUUGAACUUAUCGCGGAACAUGCAGGAGUUGAUGUUGAAGAUGUUGUCGAUUUCGAGGCGGUGCUAUAUGACACCCAAAAAUCCUGCAUCGGAGGAAUGAACAACGAAUUGAUAUUCUCUGCUCGACUAGACAAUCUAGGGAUGACAUACUGUGCUGUCGAAGGUCUCAUCGAGUCCCUCUCCUCUCCGACAGCCCUUGAAGGCGAAUCAUCUAUCCGUCUCAUUACGUGCUUUGAUCAUGAAGAAAUUGGUAGUACAUCAGCGCAUGGUGCCGCUUCUAAUUUACUUCCAGCAGUACUUCGAAGACUAGCGGUACUUCCAGCGCACCACGACUCAGGUUCGGAUGCGUCUUACGAAAAGAUUUCCAGAGAAGCAGAUAUUGACGUUGCUACUGCUUACGAGCAAAGCCUCGCAACCUCAUUCCUCAUUUCCGCUGAUAUGGCACACUCGGUGAACCCAAAUUACACCCAAAAAUAUGAACCAGACCAUCGACCAGAGAUGAAUAAAGGGACCGUAAUCAAGAUCAAUGCGAAUCAGCGCUAUGCAACAAACUCUCCGGGGAUUGUCCUUCUCCAGGAAGUUGCCCGCAGAGCGAAGCCGAGUGAGGACUCUACGACUUCGAACGGCGUACCACUUCAGUUAUUUGUCGUGCGCAACGAUUCUUCAUGCGGCAGCACAAUCGGCCCCAUGCUGUCCGCAGCUCUAGGUACAAGAACGUUAGAUCUGGGAAAUCCACAGCUUUCUAUGCACAGCAUUCGAGAAUGUGCUGGCGUAUAUGAUGUCGAACAUGGAAUCAGAUUAUUCGAAUCCUUCUUUCAGAAUUUCUCCGAGCUAGAGGCUAAAAUUCUAGUCGACUAG
Messenger RNA from Lachnellula hyalina, 1626 nucleotides. It is a transcript of the gene dapA, whose product is annotated as Aspartyl aminopeptidase. Gene Ontology annotation, biological process: proteolysis. The record is from RefSeq and is a predicted model, not a curated record. Gene Ontology annotation, molecular function: zinc ion binding; metalloaminopeptidase activity. NCBI's taxonomy places the organism in Eukaryota, Fungi, Ascomycota, Leotiomycetes, Helotiales, Lachnaceae. The coding region runs from base 1 to 1626 and encodes 541 amino acids. Gene Ontology annotation, cellular component: fungal-type vacuole. The transcript has 2 exons.